Molecule: messenger RNA, 3165 nt
Organism: Peromyscus eremicus (cactus mouse)
Lineage: Eukaryota; Metazoa; Chordata; Mammalia; Rodentia; Cricetidae
Gene: Anp32e
Product: acidic nuclear phosphoprotein 32 family member E
Exons: 7
Coding region: 308-1093 (261 amino acids)
Biological process (GO): regulation of apoptotic process
Cellular component (GO): nucleus
Molecular function (GO): histone binding; phosphatase inhibitor activity
Source: RefSeq, a predicted model, not a curated record
AGGAACUGCGGGCGCGCGCGUGUCUCUCUCUCUCUCUCUCUCUCUGUGUGUGUGUGUGUGUGGAUGUGUGUGCGUGCCCGGGUGUGCGCGCGCGGGUGUGUGGACUAGAAGGUGGGGGCAGCCGAGUUAGUCCCAAGUCGUCGGACUCCAUUUGCUAUUCUUUUCUUCCUGCCCCGCACCCGGGUGGUGGUGGGCGUUCGUCUUCGCGUCUCUUUUCAUUCAUCUCCAGACCUUUAGAGGUUUGGUUUUUUUUUUUUUUUAGGGUCGGGGGUAGUGGGGAGGGCAGGCGAGGGGAAAGGAGGAGGACAUGGAGAUGAAGAAGAAGAUUAACCUGGAGUUGAAGAACAGAGCCCCGGAGGAGGUGACAGAGUUAGUCCUCGAUAAUUGCUUGUGUGUCAAUGGGGAAAUCGAAGGCCUGAAUGACACUUUCAAAGAACUGGAGUUUCUUAGUAUGGCCAACGUGGAAUUAAGUUCCUUGGCCCGGCUUCCCAGCUUAAAUAAACUUCGAAAGUUGGAACUCAGUGACAACAUAAUAUCUGGAGGCUUGGAAGUCCUGGCAGAGAAAUGUCCCAAUCUCACCUACCUCAAUCUGAGUGGAAACAAAAUCAAAGAUCUCAGUACAGUAGAGGCGCUGCAAAAUCUUAAAAAUUUGAAAAGUCUCGACUUGUUCAACUGUGAGAUCACGAACCUGGAAGAUUACAGAGAAAGCAUUUUCGAGCUGCUGCAGCAGAUCACAUACUUGGAUGGAUUCGAUCAGGACGACAAUGAGGCACCGGACUCGGAGGAGGAGGAUGAGGAGGAUGGAGAUGAAGAUGAAGAAGAUGAGGAAGAAGACGAAGCUGGUCCACCUGAAGGAUACGAAGAGGAGGAGGAGGACGACGAGGAUGAGGAUGAGGAUGAAGCAGGUUCAGAAGUGGGAGAGGGAGAAGAGGAGGUGGGCCUCUCAUACUUAAUGAAAGAAGAAAUUCAGGAUGAAGAAGAUGAUGAUGAUUAUGUUGAUGAAGGGGAGGAAGAGGAAGAAGAGGAAGAAGAGGGUCUUCGGGGAGAGAAAAGGAAACGGGAUGCUGAAGAUGAUGGAGAGGAAGAUGACUAGGUCCCUGCAGGAUGAGGUUGCCUGGCGCUCCUGGGCAUGCAGUAGAGCAACCAUAUGUCCUUGUUUCUUCAUGUAUGAUAGCUGUCUCUAUAGGAGAUGAUGUGUAACUUUUUAUAGGAAAAGUGUGGUUUUACUAUUUUGGCCUUAUCAUUCCGAUUAAGAUUUGCUAGUCUGUUAAUCAUAAUGUAUGUAGAAAAAAUUUUCACUCAUCUUCUCAUUGUGAAAUUCUCUAGCACUGUAUUAGAUUCUGGAUUUUUAUAAUUCAUGCUUAAUGUAUUAGACAUUUUUAGCCCAUAAUUAAAACAUGGUUGCUUUUACACAGGUGUAGUUUGGUGCAUUUCAUUCAUGUUUUAAAGUUAUUUAUAAAUUAACAAAUUACACUCAGCUGUAAUAUGAAAUGGCAAUAGUCUCUUGAAUGAUAAAGCUGAUCGAUUUUUUUUUUUUUUUAUAUAUAUUUUAAGAGGUGAUCCAGAAAUCAAUAGCUUGAAGGCAGUUUUGGGGGCUGGGGUGGAUUAGAGGACUUUCCUGUCACAGUUUGGAAAGUAGAAGCAGAGUAAGAGGGUUCUCUUCAGCAGCGUAGGCCGUGAACUCAGAGAUUCUGUUCAGUGAUACAGUUCAAGGCUUUUACGGAGCCUGAUUUUAUGGAAAUCCAGAGACUUGCAGGCAGGCGAGCCCUUUCUGUGGGUGAUGCUGUGCCAGCAACUUGCUGGGCUUUAGGGGUGCGUUCUCUCCGUCACCCUCCAUCGCCUCAGUCCUCUCCACAUCCAAAGGAAAGCUGGCAAAGUUGUGGAUACCCAGGAAACUGUCAUCCGUCUGUCUGGGUGUCAAGUGAAGUGGGGGAGAUGGCCUGUCUGUUGGGAUGCCGUGAUGAGCGUUAGGAGUGUCAGGAGACAGGCUUCGCUUACCAUGGACAACACACGAGGCCGUGUUAGGCUAAGGCAGAGCAUUCUCCUUUCUCAGAGGCCAGACUGAUCACCUGCUGAUAACUAAUAACAUGUUCAAGUCUAAUUAUUAAGUUGUUUUCCUUAGGUGAUUUGGAUACCAACGCUGUGAAGUAUUUAUUAUAUUUCUGAGUGGAGCCUUUAAUUAUUCUUCCUAUAGUUUGAAAGUGUGAUCAAAUAUAGCAGUUGAUUGGAAUAUAAUAGCAGUUGGGAGACUGUAUGAAAGUCAGUAUUGAAGUUGGGAUUUAUUUCUGUUAACAUUUGGGGUAAGUGUACAUGCUUCCUCAUGGCUACUAAAUAAACAUGAGCAGACAGGUCCCUUUUCUUUUGUUCCAGAGGCUCCAUGUUCAAGGCAAUUGCUUUUUAAAUCUUGGCCACUAAUUUUUGUUUUCCUUUGUUUUGUAUUUCUAUGUUUAUUUUGUUAGUAUCAGCAAAUUAAGUUCUGCCUGUACUGGGACGCAGAAAUUGUUUAUAGUAGUAGGACCGUUUUUUAAUUUAAGAUGUUUGACAUGGUGUUUUAAAAUAACAAGUAUGAAAUUAUUUGCAGAGAAGCUAACAGAGUUGCAUAUCUGACUGAAAUAAACGUGUGAUAAAUUCAGUGCCAGUACUGGGAUCUCCAAAGGACUAACAUUUUCCUCAUUUCAAUAAUUGGAACGCCUGCUUUCAGUCCCUAAGAAUUCUUCUUGGCACAGUAUGCCAGGUUCAAAAUAAAUGCUUAUUUUUUAAAAAGUAAAUCUAUAUAUUGACUUUUUUACCAAUCUAUUGUACAAUCAAAAUUAGAGUUCUUGGGUUUAAAAACAACAAAUAGGGCCUCCAGAUAACUAUUAAGACUUACUUAGCUUUGUGGGUGGUAUUUUCAUGCAAAUAAGCAAGGGUGGGCCUUCUGUAGACGUUCUGGGCUCUGUUUUAGCUAUCUGUACUGCGUGUGUAUACAGUAUGUUAAGUCCUUAGAGACUCUGAAGUUCAUACUUUCAUGCAACUGUAUUUUGGAUAAAGCCACACAGUGUUAAACACAAGGGCAGGCAGUACUGAUUGUGUGUUCCUGACUAUUUUUGUUUUUUUUUCUGACUGCUGUAACUUAAGUUUUGAAACUGAAUUGCUUUGAAUAAAUCGAAGAGUUGUUAAUAAUGA